CGUGCUCAGUGGUCAGAGGAGGACUUUCCGCGUCGCUCCUGGUGGUGUGCGCGCUCGAAGGAGAAGGCUCAAAGAUCGGUGCCAAAAACAGCAGGAAGACAUGAGCGGAGUCUUGGUGCAGAGGGAGGAAGAUGUAGCUCAAGAUGAGGGCCGCUCCUCUCCCCAGUGGUUGGAGGAGCGCUGCGAGGAGCUGUGGGAUCGGGUGGAGGGCGUUCGGCACAAACUCACCCGCAUCCUCAACCCCGCCAAGCUCACCCCGUUCCUGCGGCAGUGCAAGGUCAUCGACGAGCAGGAUGAAGACGAGGUGCUGAACUCCACGCAGUACCCGCUGCGCAUCAGCAAGGCCGGCCGCUUGCUGGACAUUCUCAGAGGUCAAGGCCAGCGAGGCCUUCAGGCCUUCAUGGAGUCGCUGGAGUUUUACCAUCCGGACCAGUACACACAGCUGACCGGACAGAAGCCCACCCAGAGAUGCUCCCUAAUUUUGGACGAAGAGGGUCCAGAAGGUUUGACCCAGUUUCUGCUGCUGGAGGUGCGGAAGCUGAGGGAGCAGCUCCGAAGCAGCCGCUUGUGCGAGCGCCGCCUGUCUCAGCGAUGUCGGGUGGCCGAGGAGGAGCGAAGCAGAGCAGAGCGUAAAGCUCACGGGUUGCGUCACGACAAACUGCAGCUUGAAAGGCUGCGACAGGACUGGGAGUCUGCCAGCAGGGAGCUGGGAAAGCUGAAGGACAGACACCUGGACCAGGCGGUGAAGUACUCCAGAGCUCUGGAGGAGCAGCACAGAGCCUCGACCCGAGAGAGGGAACUGCUCAUCCAGAUAGAGGAUCUUAAAUCCAGGCUGAAAGACUCAGAGAAACAGUCACUUGAAACUCCUGAUGGAAGCAAAUCAUCGUAUGUGAUUUCUAAUGGAAGUGAUGGCUCUCCGCCUACUCUUCCUAAGAAGCCGCUGCAAAACUUGGAGGCUCAGAAAACAAGCCCAGCUCCCACCACUGGAGUCAUUGCCUUGAUGGAUAUCCUGCAGCAGGACCGCGUGGAAGCUGCCGAACAGAGGCAGGAGCUCUGCGAUUUGAUCACCAAACUGCAGGAGGAGCUGCAGGGUGCAGACGAGCUCAGGGGCAAGUUGCAGUCUCAGUGUGAGCAGCUGCAGCUGAAGGUGAGGACGCUCCAGCUGGACUGGGAGACCGAGCAGAAGAGGAGCGAGUCCUACUUCAACCAAAUCAUGGAACUGGAGAAGGAGAGGGAUCAGGCUCUGCGGAGCCGCGACAGCCUACAGCUGGAGUACACCGACUGUCUGCUGGACAAGAACCACCUUCGGAAACGCAUCGCCGAGCUGCAGGCCAGCCUGGAGCAGCAGCAGAGGGAGCUGGAACGAGAGCGGGAGCGGUGGCGGGAGCAGAUGGAGCAGAGCGCUAGCCUUCACUGCUCCCAUUUGUCUCUGUGCAGUGAGGAGCAGUGCUUUGGCCUCUGCUGCACGCCUGACCUGGAUCUGAGCCCCAACCAAUCAAUACCAAAAAAGGUGCGAUCAAAAGACCAAACACAUGAAACUUCCUGGGGUUCCUGUUCGAACUCAGAGGAGAAUCUGCUGCUAUUGACACGAGACGAUGAAAAGGAAAUAAACCGGUUGUCGACAUUCGCAUUUCCUCCAUGUGUGAACUCCAUUAACCGAAGGGUUAACACAGAGUUCGACUUAGACUCCUGGGGCAGUGAUGAGAAUGAGAACAUUGGAAUGUUUUCAGGUGAGCAGAUUGAGCCUUCUCUUUCUGAUUCCUGGACCUCCCUACAUUCUCACCUCUUCCCCCCGGACCUCGUCAACCUGCCCAGCAUUUCCAAACAUCAGCCCAUUCCCAACGUUUCUAGCCCCACUACUACAUCCCUGGAGCUCGCAAAAGCCAGUCUAGCUGAGGACAUUGUGAUCGUCGGCGGAAACCGAACGGGGAUCUUUGUCAGCCAGGUCAAAUCCGGCUCUGCUGCAGAACAGUGUGGCCUGAAGGAGGGCAGUGAGCUGCUGGAGCUGGAGCGAGUUCUGUUUGGUGGUGGAAGUGUGCAGCUGAGUCAGUGCACCGCAGAGGUGGCCCACUUUUCCCUGCAGUGGUGGAACGAGCCGUCAGCGCUCAAAUAUCAGAGCAACCCAGAUGGAUAUUCCAGACUUUGCUCGGAGCUGUCAUCGCCCUCCUUCACGGGUGCGGAUUCUUUCUACGUGCGCGUCAACCUCAACAUUGAGCCACACGGAGAUCCGCCCUCGCUAAGCAUCGCCUGCGAUGACAUCGUGCACGUCACAGACUCAAAGUACAACGAGAAGUACCACUGGCGCUGUUCUGUGGUGGACCGGGUCAGCGCCAAACCUCUGCAGGCAGGAACCAUGCCAAACUAUAACAGGGCGCAGCAGUUAUUACUCGUACAAUUACGAAAAAUGUCUGUGGAGCAAAAAGACAUGAAGAAGAAGAUGUUCUUAAAGAAACCUUUAGGACGAGUACGCUUGGUGAAAGCAGUGGAUCCAAAUUUCCGUGGGACUAGUUCCUCUCAGCAGAUCGUUUACACUCUGAGCAGACGUCAUGAGGAGCAUUUGAUCCCAUACAGUUUGGUGCGUCCAAUAAAGGUUGAGACCAAGAGGCCCGUCAUCUUUGCCCCCUCGCUACUUUCCCGUGGUUUGAUUGAGAGGCUUUUGCAGCCGGCAGAGUCGGGUUUGAGGUUCAGCGCUUGUCAACCAGAACCCAUUCAGGCUUCAGACAGACAAAACAAGAUGGUAUUUGUGUUGGAUUCCUCCAAUCCAGAGCAAGCUCAGGGCAUACGGCUGCAGUCCAUACUUGAUGUCGUCAGCCAGGAGAGGCACUGUCUGCUAGAGCUGGGACUGUCCAGCAUUGAGAGUCUGCUGAGACAGGACAUAUAUCCCAUCGUCAUCUACAUUCGCCCCAAAAACAAAAAGCACAAGAAGCUCAGGAAGUUCUUUACCCGCUGUGGGGAGGACAGCUUCAUGGAGGAUCUGUGUCAGGCUGAAGAGCUGCAGCUGGAGACUUUGCCACUGCUUUACCAUACGGUAGAGCCAAACUCCUGGAGCUGCACUGAGGAGCUGCUGGAAACCUUACGCAAUGCCAUCCAGAGCCAGCAGAGGGCAGUAGCAUGGGUUGAACUUGAUAAACUGCAAUAAAUCAUGGAUGAACAGGAUCAUAGUUAUUGAUCUAAUCCAACAGCUACUGGGCAUUCAUGGGUACUUUCUAUUCUUGGCUUUCUCUCAUGCAUGAAUUUUUUGGUUCUCAUUUUUGUGUGUUUUUAUCAACAAUCUUUUUUAUUUACACUAUGAAAAAUGUGAUAAGGUUGAAAUGUACAGAGCUGGUUUUCUACAACAGCAGAUGUCAAGAAAGACCAACCUGUUUAAAACUGUGUUACUUUUUCUACUCAAAGACUUAAACAUAAAUCAUGUCAUUUGAGAUUAAGCUUCUAUCGGAGUUUGAGAAAGUGCUGUAAAUACAGGACAUUAUCACUGUCAAAAAACUAGAUAAACUUAUUUUUAGUUUUCUAAAUAAUCUUUAAAAAAAAAGACGAUAUGUUUUUUAUUUAUCAGGAUUUUCUUUUGUAUAAAUGAUUUCUGGCAAAAGAUGAAUCUCUUUGGUUUAAUGCUCAUUAUAGUGCAACAAGGUUUUAUGGCUCAAAAACUUUUUUUUAAUAAAGUCAGAUCAAAAAAUAUAACGAAACAAUCAUUUUUUAAUGCAUUUUAUAAUCAAUUGCUUUAUGUUGUUAUUUUUGCUUUAAAUGGACUUGUAUUUCCAAAGAAUUUCCGUCAUCUGGAGUUCUCAACGUCCUCUAGAAAAAAAUGUCACAAAGCUCAACGAUCCCUGUGCAGGAGGGAAGCAGAACAGCCACUGCUGAUAGCAGAGGUCCCCAAAUCCAGGCCUCGAGGGUUGGUGUCCUACAUGUUUUCCAACCAACCUGCCAUUGAAGCUCCUUAUUGGCUAAACACACCUGAUCGAGGUAAUCAGCAGAAAAUAAGGCAGAUUUUCUGGAAAAUCAGCAGGACACCGGCCCUUGAGACCUGGAUUUGGGGACCCCCGGCCAAUAGCAAUUUCAGGUUAUGACCUUCAAACCAUGUUUUAAUGUAAAUAAAAACACUAAAUGAAGGCACUGAUUUCAAAAAACACGAAUGGGUCAUGAGGUCUUUUCAGCAGAGGCGUCUGGAGUUUUGAAGUUGAGCCAUUGCCUCUCAUUCUGAAUGAAAGCAUCGGUUGUCUGGUGAUAGAGAAUAAGAAACAGCUGCUUUCCCUUCAGUGUGUUACUGUCAGGACAUGAAAGCUGUAAAAAAAAACUUUGGAGCUAAUUUACUAAAACGCCUUUAAAGAGCAUAACAUUCUGUAUGCAGGCUGCUUCAUUAAGAUUUAAGGGUGAUAAACUGAGAAUCUUUGUUCAGAUAACAGCAAAAAGCAGAGUUCAAAUGAUGGUUUACGUUUUCACUUUGGUUUCAACAAGCAGAGAAGGAAACCUGCAUGAUUCAAUUCAACCAUAGGAAGAGAUGUUGGUGGAAUCACAAAAUAUGUAUAUAUAUAUACAUUCGGAAAAACAAGAACACCAGAUAUGGUAAAGAGUAGCAUUGAAAGAUUAUAUUUUAGGCACUCAAAAUGUGAUUUUUCAUUGCCAAAUGUGAUGUAAUGUUUGUCUUUCAGUGCUAGGAGGCACAGAGUAUGUUACAUCCAGUUAUUGUUAGUGAUAGUAACUGUCAAGUGAGCCAUUUGCUAAAGAAAGCUGUUGAAUUUCUUUUCUUGUAAAUAAAAAAGCCAAGAGACUAAAGAGACUAUCAGACUAUCCGUGUCAAAAUAAAGGUUUGUAAAUAUA
Molecule: messenger RNA, 4815 nt
Organism: Oryzias latipes (Japanese medaka)
Lineage: Eukaryota; Metazoa; Chordata; Actinopteri; Beloniformes; Adrianichthyidae
Product: caspase recruitment domain-containing protein 11
Biological process (GO): regulation of apoptotic process
Cellular component (GO): cytoplasm
Molecular function (GO): CARD domain binding
Source: RefSeq, a predicted model, not a curated record